AUGAUCCAACUGCUCUAUGGCCGUUUCUACAGGAUCCGGCGCCUUUCCUGUGACAUAUCCGAUCAAGGCCAUGCUGGGGUAAGGCGCCAGCGGGUUUACCUGAUCCUGACCCACACAUGGAAAGUAGAGGAAGUGCUGAACCCCGAAGAAUACUAUCAGCGUGUUUCCCGGUGCCUGCGGAAGCACAUCUGCACCCAGCCUUCUGACUACGUGGUCGCAGAAGCGGGCGAUGUUCAGCAGGAGGGUCAGAAGCGGAAGCGAGCAUCAUCAACUACAUCAGCAGCUGACGAGGAUCUGUCCUACCUUCUCAACGACCGGGAGACCCGGACACUGAGAGCCCUCUGCCGGGACUAUGUCAAGAUGCACGGCGGAACCCGCCGGCCAGAGGAUGAUAGCAAUCUCUGGGUGUAUCUUGGGGAUAGCGCCGCAUACAAGACCUGGUCCGCUGUGUCCGGACGCUUGCCAACAUACCGGCGAAGCAGUGGGCUGCUGUGGUCCCCACACUACCGCCGCUGGCUGACAGGUCGGGAGAAAUUGGCCAGCCUUGGAUUCCCGGUUACCCCGGCCGUGGCUAUGGCUAUGGGGGCGCCGAUGCUUGGUGUCAAAGACACCAAGCGAGCAGCUCUGGUGGCAGGGAAUGCCAUGGCACUAAGCACAGUAGGAGUGGUCGAACUAGUAGCACUUUGCUGCUACCGGCGAUUGUCCUGA
This is a messenger RNA of Symbiodinium natans, 708 nucleotides long. Lineage: Eukaryota; Dinophyceae; Suessiales; Symbiodiniaceae. The record is from the annotation of a GenBank genome assembly.